Panicum virgatum (switchgrass) is the source of this 6282-nucleotide messenger RNA. Its product is annotated as DExH-box ATP-dependent RNA helicase DExH7, chloroplastic-like. The transcript is spliced from 33 exons. Bases 138 to 4469 code for a protein of 1443 amino acids. The record is from RefSeq and is a predicted model, not a curated record. Gene Ontology annotation, molecular function: RNA binding; ATP binding. NCBI's taxonomy places the organism in Eukaryota, Viridiplantae, Streptophyta, Magnoliopsida, Poales, Poaceae. Gene Ontology annotation, cellular component: intracellular anatomical structure.
GGCUUUUAUCCAAAAAAAAAAGAAAAGAAAAACCCAGCAGCAGGCUGCAGUUCCCCGCGAUUCCGGAAUUCCGAAAGCCCGCCGUCGCCGGAGACGAUCAGAGGGCAGCGCCCCACACUCCGCGCGGCCGAGGCCAAAUGGCGCCGAAGAAGAAGCAGCCGGCGUCGAAACAGAAGCAGAAGCCCAAACCCUCCUCAUCCGCCGCCGCCGCGGCGCCGCGCCUCCAGAUCUCGUCGGAGAACGAGCGCCGCCUCCGCCGCCUGCUCCUCAACUCCUCCGCCUCCGCAGCCCCCUCCCCGGCGUCCACGGACGGUCCCGGGGCCCGCGGGGAGUCGAGGGAGCAGAAAGCGCGGCGGCUGCGUGGCGUGUACGACAAGCUCGCGCUCGAGGGCUUCACCUCCGCGCAAAUCGAGCAGGCGCUCUCCGCUAUUCCUGAUUCGGCGACAUUUGAGUCGGCGUUGGACUGGUUGUGCUUUAAUCUGCCAGGCGAUGAGCUGCCCCUUAAGUUCUCAAGCGGUGGCACCAGCACCACCUCCUCCCGCGUAGGAACUGAAGGUUCUGUUAAGGUACUGUCCACAGCCAAGGAAAAUUGGGUGCCACAGAGUCGCGAACCUGGGGAGGUGAAUGCUAGCACUGAGCAGUUGGAAAUCAGAAUUGGUGGGCGUAGAGAGGAGAAUGUAUCAUUGGAUGAUGGGCGGUCAUCGCAAGCUGCUUGGAUUCGGCAAUAUAUGGAACAACAAGAGGAGGAGGAUGCAAAUUCUAAUGAUUCCUCCACAUGGGAAGAUCACUGCUUACAAAGUUUGGAAGUUGUUGAAGCAAAACCAAGUAGGCGGAAGAGCAAGGCUGCAAAAAAGAAUUCCAAGCAUGGAGGCUUGAAGGAAGAUACAAGCCAUUCUGCACAUUCUGUCUCUUCAAAUUCUGAAACUGCAAAUGUUGAGGGUGGUCAGAAUGAUUUAGGGGUAGCUGAAAAUAAUUCUGACAGUCCAGGAAAUAUUGAUGAAGGAUCUGAUUUGCAAAAGGGAACUCCUAAGGAUGUUGUCGAAACUUGCACGAAGGUGAUAGAGGAAGAGGAGGUAGAGCUUGAUGGCAUGUUUUUUGAAGACUCAUCUGCUUGGGAUGCAGUGGCUCCAGAAAUAUUGAAACAGCAAAAAAUAGAGAAAUUAUCACAUGAUGGUUAUGGCCAUCUUCUUGGGAACAUAGAUGAUAUAUGGAAGAAGGGAGAUUCUGGUAAAAUGCCAAAAGCUGUUCUACAAAAGUUUUGUCAGAGACUUGGUUGGGAAGCACCCAAAUAUAGUAAAGUAUCUGAGAAAGGUGGUAAAUUUGUGUAUGCUGUUAGCGUGUUGCGGGGUGCUACUGGCCGUGGUAAGAGUCGGAAGGCUGGAGGCUUGACGAAAAUUCAGUUACCUGAAAUAGAUGAAGAAUAUGGAUCUGUUGAGGAAGCACAAAGUCGAGUUGCAGCUUUUGCUCUAUAUCAAUUCUUUGCUGACCUUCCCUUACGUCAGCUGCUUACUGAGCCAUACUCGUCACUUGUUUUAAGAUGGCAAGAAGGUGAAUUAUUGUCAACAUCAAGGGUGUUGGAUACUGAAGAUAGUCGAAGAGCUGGCUUUGUAGAUAUGUUAUUGAAUAUGGAUGCAGAUACAUCUCAUAUCGAAGAUUCUUCUGCUGGUGUAAUACUUGUAGAUACUGGGGAUACUGAAGACAACAAAUCUGUACAUGAGAAGAGAGAGACUGCCAUGAUGAGUUGUAUGGGAGUGAAAUCCCCAGAGCAUGCAGAGAGUGCAAUUUUGAAAAAGCAGUUGGAAGACAAAAAGAAGCUACCGAAUUACUUGAAAAUGCUGGAAGCCAGAGCUUCUCUACCAAUAGCUAAACAGAAGCAACAUUUCCUACAAUUGCUGAAAGACAACGAUGUAAUUGUUGUUAGUGGAGAAACUGGAUGUGGGAAAACAACUCAGGUGCCACAGUUUAUUUUGGACGACAUGAUUGAUUCUGAACUUGGAGGAUAUUGCAAUAUAAUUUGCACUCAGCCCCGGAGGAUAGCGGCCAUUUCUGUUGCGGAGAGAGUGUCUGAUGAAAGGUGUGAAUCUUCACCUGGAUCGAAUGAUUCACUUGUUGGAUAUCAAGUUCGUCUUGACAGCGCACGGAAUGAGAGGACAAAACUUUUGUUCUGCACUACUGGUAUCCUUCUCAGGAAAUUAUCUGGAAACAGGGACUUAAGUGAUAUUACUCAUGUUGUCGUAGACGAAGUGCAUGAACGUACUAUUUUGAGUGACUUCCUGCUUAUUGUUCUUAAGAACCUUGUUGAGAAACGCUCCAAUGAACAAGGAAGGAAGUUAAAAGUGAUUCUCAUGUCUGCGACGGUAGAUUCAAGCCUAUUUGCACGAUAUUUUGGAGAAUGCCCUGUGAUCAGUGUUGAAGGAAGAACACAUCCAGUGUCAACUCACUUUCUUGAGGAUGUUUAUGAGAAGAUGGAGUACUGUCUUGAAUUGGAUUCUCCUGCAUCAGGAGCGUACUUUGCACAACAUGGGGAAAAGUGGAAGCAUGCUAGCAGCUCAGUGAAUAACCGGCGAGGCAAAAAGAACCUUGUCUUAUCCUCAUGGGGUGAUGAGUCAACUCUUUCUGAAGGCUAUGUUAACCCUCAUUAUGUUUCUGAUUACUAUAAGUCAUACAGUGAGAGAACCAACCAAAAUCUAAAACGGUUGAACGAAGAUGUGAUUGAUUUUGAUCUGUUGGAAGACUUGAUAUGCUUUAUUGAUGAGAACUGCCCUCCUGGUGCUCUUCUAGUUUUUCUUCCUGGAGUUGCAGAGAUUGACAUGUUGAUUGAUAGAUUAUCUUCUUCAGUUAGAUUUGGAGGGGCAUCAUCUGAUUGGAUCCUUCCCUUACAUUCACUACUUGGACCCUCUGAUCAAAGAAAAGUGUUCCAGUCUCCACCAGAUAAAUUCCGCAAGGUGAUUACCCCCACUUCUGUCCUCACAGAUAUACUGUGUACUUACUACAUGAUGUUGCAGGUUAUUGUUGCCACAGACAUAGCAGAGACCAGCAUUACAAUUGAUGAUGUAAUAUAUGUAGUUGAUACUGGAAAGCACAAGCAGAACCGUUUUAACCCACGGAAGAAAAUGUCAAGCAUAGUAGAAGAUUGGAUUUCUCGUGCAAAUGCAAAGCAGAGACGCGGAAGGGCUGGUCGUGUGAAGCCUGGUUUAUGUUUCUGUUUGUAUACCAGGCAUCGAUUUGAAAACAUUAUGCGUCCAUUUCAGGUGCCUGAGAUGUUGCGGAUGCCUUUGACUGAGCUGUGCCUGCAAAUAAAAUCACUUCAUCUCGGAGACAUCAAAUCCUUCCUGCUAAAGGCAGUAGAGCCCCCUAACGAAGAAGCUAUUUCCUCUGCAGUUGACUUGUUAUACAAGGUUGGAGCAUUUGAAGGACAUGAGGAGUUGUCACCUCUUGGGUAUCAUCUAGCAAAACUGCCUGUUGAUGUUUUGAUCGGAAAGAUGAUGCUUUAUGGUGCUAUCUUCGGUUGUUUAUCACCAAUUCUUUCUGUUGCUGCUUUUCUGAGCUAUAAAUCCCCAUUUAUCUCUCCGAAAGAUGAGAAGCAAAAUGUCGAGAAAGCAAAAGCGACACUGUUGAAUGAGAACCUUGAUGGGUCUACUUCUGCAACAGAUAAUAAACAAUCAGACCACCUGGUAAUGGUAAUUGCGUACGACAAAUGGUCUAGAAUACUGCUGCAGCAUGGAGCUAAAUCUGCUCGUCAGUUUUGCCAUUCAUUUUACUUGAAUAGUACGGUGAUGCACAUGAUCAGGGACAUGCGUCUUCAGUUUGGCACAUUGUUAGCUGAUAUUGGACUUAUUGAUCUUCCUAAAGAUAGUAUGAGGCCUAAGGAGGGGAGUAGGAAAAGUAAUCUUGAGAUCUGGUUUUCUAAUAUGUCGCUUCCAUUCAAUGCGUAUGCUCGCUGCACUUCAGUUAUUAAGUCGGUCAUAUGUGCAGGUCUAUACCCUAAUGUUGCAGCAUCUUUGGAGGGUGUUGAUCCUGGAGCUUUAGGUGGAAGAAAGCCAUCUGAUAUUCUGUUCAGUAAGGACCGUCCUAGAUGGUAUGAUGGAAGGCGAGAAGUCCAUAUACAUCCAUCAUCUGUGAACCACAGCUUGAAAGCUGUUCGAUAUCCAUUUUUGGUGUUUCUUGAAAAGGUUGAGACAACGAAGGUGUUUUUACGUGAUACUAGCGUCAUUUCUCCAUACUCACUCCUUCUGUUUGGUGGUUCCAUGGUGAUCCAACAUCAGACAGGAGUGGUUGUUAUAGAUGGAUGGUUGAGGCUGUCUGCUACUGCCCAGACUGCUGUUUUAUUCAAGCAACUUCGAAUAACACUUGAUGCUGUUCUGAAAGAACUGACAAGAAAGCCAGAGAUGGCAACAUUUGUUGACAAUGAAGUGGUCAGGUCCAUCAUUCAUUUACUGUUAGAAGAAGACAAAGCCCAAUUAGCAUGAGUCAUGGAAGAAAAGCGAGGCCUACGGGAGCAUCAGCGCUAUUUCACCUGUGGUGGCGUGCCGCGUGUCCGCUGGGACAUGACGGCCCUUCCAUCACGCGGCAGACGCGUGGGCUUGCUCGGCUCGUGCACUCGUGAUGAGUUCUGGGUCCAACCUGGCCUGUCGUCCGCAUCACGCGUCGUGCCUCCAACUUGUCCUACGUCGUCCUUACCUCGGCAAAAUUUCCCAAUCCGGUGAAGUUUUGUCAUAUCUGUGUAGGGAGCUAUUAGCGACUUAUUGUUAGAGCAUCUCAAUGAUAAUGGUUCGAGAAGUAGAUCAUAACUGCACCAAACCAUUUUACUAAUAUAUGUUAUCCCACACCAGUACAGCACACCAUCUCAAACCAUCAUCUUUUAAAACCAAACUAAACCAGACCACAUUCAUCAUGCAAUUAGCUAGCUCCAUCUGUCCACGUUGUAGGUCUGCAGCUGAUGUUCACGUUCGCCUAUGCGCGCUGCAGGCCUAUUCAACUGCAUUAAUUGGCCAAAAUGAUUCUUUCGAACCAACAAAUGAACUCGAAAACAAAAGCUCAAUCCGUAUCAAACCAGUCCCUUGUGAAAGAAGAAACAAACCUAAUCAGACCAAUGGUUAGACACAUCAACCCAUUUGACACUGAACCAAAAGAGCCCGGAUAGCAAAACCAGACUAUUAAAACUGGGUGCGCCCCGAACCAUUAGCAGCUUGAUCUACAACAGUUCCCUAAUAAAUAUCUCUAAGUAAAAUAAUAUUGGGAUGUUCUAAUUCCAUUUUUAUCGAUUAUUAGAAGAGAUGCUUUUACAGUUCCUCAGUAACCGUAUCCUAAUACAACUAACAUACUGGAAGAGCUAAAAUUCUUCCUUUAUUUGAGGAGAGUUGGGGUUAAAUAUUAGGACAACCCAAUAAUUAUUUGGUAAAGUGAGAUGUUUUGGGUAACUGCUGGAGUAUAUAUUUCUCUCAGUAUCAUUAGGCCAGUCUCAGUGGGGAGUGUCAUCGCAUAGUUAUCAAAAUUGUGAACUACGUAAACGAGGCAGAGUGUUAUGGUGAUGAUACUCCUCUCACAUCCUAUGACACUGCCCAUCCUCUCUUCGUAAUGGUUCUACCAUGUCAGCAAAUUUAAUGCUCAUGACACUCGUAUGACACUCUUAUUGAGAUUUGCCUUAGUUUUUUGGGGAAAGGGAGACGGCUGGAGAUGCUUUGUUUGGUUUUUGCAGCUAUUGUAAACUGAGCUCUUUUGGCAUACGAGUAGAUUUUGAAAAGGUUUUAAAGAUGUCUUUUUCACUAAGCAUUAACUGUGCUGAAAGAAGGCUGCAAUAUGUUAAAACCUUUGUUGCCUACAAGAGAUCCUAUCGUUUUAUUUUCUAUACUACAUUUUUUUUCAUGUCUAUAUAUGUGCUUUGUAGACCUAAAUUGAUAGAUCUUUCUUCAGUCUCGCCCCGUACUAUUAAUAAAUUUGCAUGUCGUAUAUUGACUUUAUAUUUUCCUUUUUUUGAACUGAUGCUGUAAUAUACAGCCAUAAUGCAACUUAUUGUACUACGCUAAACGCUGAUAACACAGAUCAUACACGCUUUCACUGCAGGCGCGGCGUUAGCGCGCUGAUCAUCUAGUAUACGUAACUCAGAACAACAAACAGGUAACAUAGUGCGUUGGUGGUUACAGUUGUAUUAGCAUUUGGAAACUUAGAGUCGCACCUUCUGCAAUUCACGAAGUCGUGAUCCAUUCUGGAUGACAGUUGCAACUGAAAUUGGGAAUACAUCUUCUACAAAGUGCACCGUUCCGAAGCACUGUUAUUUGGCAA